CCCGUUCCUCACACACCGGAAUGAAGUCUCUCAAAUAGCCAGAGAGUCAUGGAAGCGUGCAUUAAUCUCUAAUCAACGCCAAAGUGUCGUCAGUCUCUUCCGUGUGCUCUUGUCUCAAUUUAGCUGCGUGUGAUUGUUUAAUAGUUUUACCGUGAAAGUUGAUUCUUUUUUUUUUCUCUCUGUGUUGUGCUUUUCUGCGUAUCAUCCGUGACAAUGUCCGAAAUCUUUGACUGUGUCCGUCAAAAUGAUGUGACAAAAAUGCAGAAGCUCCUGACAAAUUCCCAUUCAUGGGUGGAUAUUAUGGACGAGGAAGGGAAUACACCAUUGAUGGUGGCAUGUCGGUUGGGCUUUGUAGAUUGCGUUCGAAUACUCAUUGCAAGUGGAGCCGAUGUCCUCCAUGUCAAUCGCACUGGUAUCAAUGCUCUGACCCUGGCUGCCCUAUCGGGAUGCGUGGAGACCAUCAAGUGCCUCCUGAUGGUCACCCCCAUUGAACAUCACAUCCAAACAACCCUCAUCCCCCCAUUGACUGCAGCAAUUUUCGGGGGGCACCGUAAGGCAGUUAAUUUCCUUCUACCCUUCCACGAAACCCUCAGCAGUACCACAACGCGAGAAGGAAAUACACCUUUGAUGCUUUCACUCAUUUUUGAGCAUUACAACAUGUUGGAUUUAUUCAGUGAUGAACCGUUGCAUUUGAAAAAUUCCCUUGGAAUGACUGUUGGUGACAUUCUGGAGUAUCGGAGGAAAUUCAUGAACUGACCCAAAACCAUUGAGACAAUCCCAUUUUGCACUCUGACCUCACAGAGGAAAUGCGAGUGUGUGAUUUCUACGAAAUGUUGGACAUUCAACGACCCACUUUUAUGGUGCAUUUUAUCUAUUUUCAUCGUGAUGUUGUGCUCUCUGCUCCCUCUCUGUCUCUCUCUUUCGCAAAUAAGUAAGUUAAUUUCCACGCUCUGGGGCGGAAAUUAAUUGAAUAAUGGCGCAUGCAGAGGGCGGCAAGGGUGGGAGGCAGGAGGGUGAAAGGAUUUCCAAGUGGUAAAUGGCAGAAAUACUUACUCCAAGUGGUAAAUCGUGUGGAUCGCAUGUCUCGAGGCUUCGACGAAAUUGGAUCUGAGUGUGGGUGGCAUUUUGAGAACCCUCCUCGACCACAUAGUUCUGAGUGUCAUCCUGAAUUGGUGCUCCAUUUCCACUGGAUGGUCCGUGACAAUCCUGCAAAAUGAACCACAAAAGUAAACAACAGUGAGAUUCAGCCGCCACAAAUAGCCACAAAUUAAUCAAUUUCCUACAUUCGUCCUGUUAAUUUGCUUGAAAGUGUUUUUAGAUCGUUUUUCCCUCAUUUUAUUCACUUAAUUUAUUUCUUAUUUAAGAUUUGUAAUUAAUUUUUAAUUUUUCAAAUGUAUCCAGUUGAGGAAAAGUUAUUAAUUUUUAUGUGAGAUUCUAAUAAAAGAAAAAUUUUGCAACAAAA
Molecule: messenger RNA, 1462 nt
Organism: Lutzomyia longipalpis
Lineage: Eukaryota; Metazoa; Arthropoda; Insecta; Diptera; Psychodidae
Product: putative ankyrin repeat protein RF_1087
Exons: 4
Coding region: 214-756 (180 amino acids)
Molecular function (GO): protein binding
Source: RefSeq, a predicted model, not a curated record